CCUCCGCCUUCCGGAGAUCCUCGCGGCGCCCUUCCAAGCCAGUGCGGGGCUGGUCGGCAGCUGCCAGGCGGCGAUCCAGGGCGGCACGGGCCUGGGCGGGAGCCCGAGGGCGCGGCCGGCAUGGAGGCGCUGCUGCUGGGCGCGGGAUUGCUGCUGGGCGCCUACGUGCUUGUCUACUACAACCUGGUGAAGGCCCCGCCCUGCGGCGGCGGCGUGAGCCUGCGGGGCCGCACCGCAGUGGUAACGGGCGCCAACAGCGGCAUCGGGAAGAUGACGGCCCUGGAGCUGGCGCGCCGAGGAGCUCGUGUGGUGCUGGCCUGCCGGAGCCGGGAGCGCGGAGAGGCGGCGGCCUUUGACCUUCGCCAGGAGAGUGGGAACAAUGAAGUCAUCUUCAUGGCCUUGGACUUGGCCAGUCUGGCCUCAGUGCGGGCCUUUGCUACUGCCUUCCUGAGGUCUGAGCCACGGCUGGACAUCCUCAUCCACAAUGCUGGGAUCAGUUCCUGCGGACAGACCCGUGAGCCCUUUAACCUGCUUCUGCGAGUAAACCACAUCGGCCCCUUCCUGCUGACACACCUGCUGCUGCCCCGGCUGAAGACAUGCACCCCUAGCCGCGUGGUGGUGGUAGCCUCAGCUGCCCACCGGCGAGGGCGCCUUGACUUCACACGCCUGGACCGCCCGGUGGUGGGCUGGCAGCAGGAGCUGCGAGCAUAUGCCGACAGUAAGCUGGCCAAUGUAUUGUUUGCCAGGGAGCUCGCCACGCAGCUUGAGGGCACUGGCGUCACCUGCUAUGCAGCUCACCCAGGGCCUGUGAACUCAGAUCUGUUCCUGCGUCAUGUUCCUGGAUGGCUGCGCCCACUUUUGCACCCACUGGCCUGGCUGGUGCUCCGGACACCAGGAGGGGGUGCCCAGACGCCCCUGUACUGCGCUCUACAGGAGGGCAUUGAGCCCCUCAGUGGAAGAUACUUUGCCAACUGCCAUGUGGAGGAGGUGCCUCCAGCUGCCAGAGACGACCGGGCAGCUCACCGGCUGUGGGAGGCCAGCAAAAGGCUGGCAGGGCUUGGACGGGGAGAGGAUGCCGAAUCUGAUGAAGACCCCCACCCUCAGGACUCAGGGACCCCAUCUUCUCUGAGCAGCCCCCACCCUGAGGAGCCCCCAGUUUCUGAACCCUAUCCCAGCCCUCAGAGCUCACCAGACUUGUCUGAGGUCACACACCGAAUUUGGGUUAAAGCUGAACCUGAGCCCCAAGCCUCUUAAUCCCCCAGCUGGGAUGCUUGCUAUGGCACUUGGUGGCCCUGAAACACCUUAGCUGUGUGCCGGUCCACGGCCUGGCCAUGGAGGAGUUUGCAGUUUUUACCUCCAUGGUUACUUUCUGGGGCGUCAAGGUAUGAUCUGGACAGCUCUUUUCCUAGUGGAAGGAAAUAUAGGUGAUUCUUUCUUCCUGAGAAUGACAGUUAGCCAAGUUUGAGAAGCUGUGUGUGUGUGUGUGUGUGUGUGUGUGUGUGUGUGUGUGUGUGUGUAGUGUGCCAGACACUGCUUCUCAGGAAUUUGAAUGUCUUAUUUGUAAGGUCCACCCUCAGUGACGCUGAGCAGCUCUGGGUGAAGGCCAGGGAAUUUGUCACUUGAUGUUCUGCCAAUAUUGGGAAUUACUGAACUGGUGGCCACCACGUAGCUAGAUGGUCGAAUUAUCCCCGUUUUACAGAAACAAGGUUAGGCAGCAGGGGUAAGGGACUCGCCCAAGGUCUCACAGCUGGGAAGAGUAGGGACUAAGACUUGAACCCAGGCCUGGCUCCAGGGCCAGCUGCUGUGAGGUGGAUGCUGGAGCGGUGAGGCAGGGCAGGGCAGGGCGGUUGUUAUCUGGGCGCCUCGUGGGAGCAGAGGGACGCUUUCCGGGUGCGUUAGGGCUGGGCCCCGCCACCCCGACCCGCGUGCAAUAAAGCGCGUUGCCUACCCAGGCUGAGCGCCUCGCCGCCGCUCCCCGAGCCGGCCCCGCCCUCCGCCGCCCCACUUCCGGCGGGGCCGCGGCCGCGGAG
Eptesicus fuscus (big brown bat) is the source of this 2030-nucleotide messenger RNA. It is a transcript of the gene DHRS13, whose product is annotated as dehydrogenase/reductase 13. The record is from RefSeq and is a predicted model, not a curated record. The transcript is spliced from 5 exons. NCBI's taxonomy places the organism in Eukaryota, Metazoa, Chordata, Mammalia, Chiroptera, Vespertilionidae. Bases 121 to 1254 code for a protein of 377 amino acids.